Molecule: messenger RNA, 1041 nt
Organism: Parnassius apollo (apollo)
Lineage: Eukaryota; Metazoa; Arthropoda; Insecta; Lepidoptera; Papilionidae
Source: the annotation of a GenBank genome assembly
AUGGCAAAGUGUGGAACCUGUGGGCGCUUCCUGAAUUCGGCAGACGCUGUAGGUUGUUGUAACUGUAAGGUUAUACACCACCGAGGUUGCGUUGCGAUCUCUGAAGGAACUCGCGUGCCUAGCAAUUGGGUGUGCUCGAAUUGCAAGAUAAAACCACCGCGUCAGGGCAACAUUUCGUCGGUCCCUGUAACACCUGCACAAUCGAGGGUUCUCGUUAGUACCAGGGAUACUGCCGAUACCAUAGCCUGUGGUAGUGAUAAUGAAGUCACGCCCACCAACAAGUCGGCGGAGCUGAGUGAACUUGUAGCUGAAAUGCGCUUUCUCCGGAAUGAAAUAACAGCUAUGAGGAGUGAGCUUAAGGACUACAGAACGGAGAUUGCAGGUUUUCGUAGCUCUCUGGAAAACCUUAACGUACGGGUUGACAGCACCGACGAGCGGGUCACCUUGCUUGAAAAGAAGUUGGUUGAGACCUCAACUUCAAACCACUCAUAUGAGUCCAUUAUUCAGGACCUUAGGUCACAAAUAAAUGAACGUGACCAAGACAUGUUGCAUGAUGAUGUUGUGCUGUCCGGUGUGCUCGAGGCUAGGGGGGAGAAUGUCAUCCACCUGGUCAAGGCUGCGGCAGGGAAGCUGGGUGUCACCUUGGAUGACCGUGAUGUGGUUUUUGCUGAGAGGGUUGGAGCAGUGCGGCGAAACCGUACCGCCGGCGAGGGUGAUACGGCCCCCAGGCGCAUCGUGGUGCGAUUUGCGCGCCGCGCGCUGCGUGAUGACAUGCUGCGCUCGGCGAGAGUUCGUCGUGGCGCCACCACUGAGGGCUUCGGGUUGGCAGGUGAGGCCCGCCGUUUUUAUGUAAAUGAGCACCUCACUCGCUACAAUCGUCAGAUCUUCGCCAAGGCACGAGAUUUGGGACGCCGUCUGAAAUGGAAAUUUAUCUGGACCAGGUCUGGUAAAAUUUUUGCCCGAAAAGAUGACAACGGACAAAUCGAACGUAUUAAAUACGAAUCUGACCUUAAUAGGGUUUUUGGUUCUGGUCAGAUUUGA